GUAGUAUUGAGAGAGAGAGAGCUACAGACUUCAGUUGCUUCUAAAAAUUAUGGAGUUCAAAUUCAGUGUACUCAAAUUGCAUUUGAUUGCCCUAUUUCUUCUUCCAACCUCAACGCUAGGUUCCAAUACCUGCAAUUUUCCCGCCAUUUUCAACUUCGGCGAUUCCAAUUCCGACACCGGCGGCCUAUCUGCGGCGUUUGGCCAAGCUCCUCCUCCCAACGGAGCCACAUUCUUCCACUCCCCCUCCGGCCGCUACUGUGAUGGCCGCCUUCUAAUCGAUUUCAUAGCUGAAAGUGUGGGAUUGCCUUAUCUCGAUGCAUUUCUGGACUCGAUGGGAACAAAUUUCAGGCAUGGAUGCAAUUUUGCGACUGCUGAAUCGACGAUCAGGCGUCAGAACACAACCAUUUGGCAGAGUGGGUAUAGCCCCAUAUCUCUCGACGUUCAACACCUCCAAUUUUCGGAUUUUCUAACAAGAUCACAAAAUUUUAGAGAAAAAGGGUUGUUUCAGAACCUGUUUCCAGAGGAGGAUUAUAUCUCCCGAGCUUUAUACACCUUCGACAUAGGCCAGAAUGAUCUCACCGCCGGCUACAAACUCAACUUGUCGACUGAGGAAGUCAAGGCCUAUGUUCCUGAUGUGUUAGGCCAGCUCUCUCAUGUAAUCAAGGUAAGAAAACAACCGGGGAGGACAUUUUGGGUACACAACACGGGGCCAGUUGGUUGCUUGCCGUAUGUCAUGGACAGGUUCUUGGUCACUGCAGCGCAGAUUGACAAACAUGGCUGCUCGUCUCCAUACAACGAUGUCUCACAGUAUUUCAACCUCAAACUGAGGGAGCUCGUCUUGCAGCUCAGGGACGAGCUCCCUGCAGCUGCAAUCACGUAUGUGGAUGUUUACGUGGUUAAGUAUUCUCUCAUCAGCCAAGCAAACAAACUAGGAUUCGAGAAUCCAUUCGUUGCUUGCUGCGGCCAUGAAGGGAAAUACAACUACAAUAGGUGCAUCAAAUGUGGUAGCAAGACAGUUGUCAAUGGGACAGAGACUGUUCUUGCUGUUUCAUGCAAGGAUCCCUCGACGAGGAUCAGUUGGGAUGGGACACACUUCACCGAGGCAGCAAAUAGGUACAUCUUCGAUCAAGUUGUUGGUGGGGCGUUUUCAGACCCUCCUGUUUCAUUGAAGUUUGCUUGUAAUAGGAUGAAUACCUCACAGAAGUAGCUGUGGUCAUGUCAUCAAACACAGAUCUUGAAACAUUGAUGCACAAUGAAUAAAAUUUCACAUUUCUUGCA
Molecule: messenger RNA, 1278 nt
Organism: Salvia splendens (bonfire salvia)
Lineage: Eukaryota; Viridiplantae; Streptophyta; Magnoliopsida; Lamiales; Lamiaceae
Product: GDSL esterase/lipase At3g26430-like
Exons: 5
Coding region: 50-1207 (385 amino acids)
Molecular function (GO): hydrolase activity, acting on ester bonds
Source: RefSeq, a predicted model, not a curated record